Molecule: messenger RNA, 1671 nt
Organism: Encephalitozoon intestinalis ATCC 50506
Lineage: Eukaryota; Fungi; Microsporidia; Unikaryonidae
Product: transcription initiation factor TFIID subunit TAF5
Exons: 1
Coding region: 1-1671 (556 amino acids)
Biological process (GO): transcription initiation at RNA polymerase II promoter
Cellular component (GO): transcription factor TFIID complex
Molecular function (GO): RNA polymerase II general transcription initiation factor activity; protein binding
Source: RefSeq, a predicted model, not a curated record
AUGUCUGAGAGCAUUAGAGAAAGCACUUCAAGCAAGACCUUGUCCAAAGAUCAAAUGGAGACAUCUUAUGUUAGCCUUAAAACAUGGAUUGAAGACUCUCUUGACUUAUUCAAGAAUGAUCUCCUCCCUCUUUUGUAUCCUCUGUUUAUUCACAUCUACUUCGAUUUAAUACAACAGAACAAGACCAACGAAGCAAAAGAGUUCUUUGAGAAGUACAGAGAUGACCAUUACAACAAGUCUGAAGAGAUCAAACAAUUUGAAAGCAUCUAUACGGUGCAACACAUCCAUGAGAACAACUUUGCCUACACCUUCAAGAGUUCUAAGUACCAUCUUUCGAUGGGAAGAUAUGCAUUUGACCUUCUUAUAAACUUCCUUGAAGAAAGGAAUCUGACAUACAUACUCAAGAUACUUAACCAACACCUGGAUAUUAAGGUGUAUAUUGGACCUAAGAGCGAGGACAGGCCUCAGGGAAUUGAGACAAGUGUUGUUGAUGCCGAAAUCGACCUAACCACUUUUCUGGUUUCAAAGGAGUGUGAAGAUGCCAUACUUGGAGACGAGCAAUACAGGUACGACCAUCUUGAAACAUAUGUGCUGCAGCUCCGAAAACAGAGGGAGAUGAAACCAAAGGAUUCAGCUUACAAGCCCAAUGCAUCGCAGAUUCAUGCGGAAAUUGAGAAGCUGAAAGACCUGUGCAAGAGAGUUGCCGUGAACAAAAACAACCUUCCUAGCAUCUGCUGUUAUACGAUACAUAACACCUACGAAGGUCUAACGGCGGCGGAGAUCAGCAACGACCUAAAACUAUUAGCAUGUGGAUUUAAAGACAGUUACAUAGAAGUAUAUUCGCUAACCAAUGAGCCCUUGAAGAAACUCAAAAGCAGCUCUGAACUUGCGAAGUCGGAUAUCAAGACUCUAAACGAAGAGAAAUUUGAGGAGGUUGGAAACAGCUACAAGCUUAUUGGACACUCUGGGCCAGUGUAUGGACUGAAGUUCUUCUCUUCCAACAAGUUUCUCGUUUCAGGCUCCCAAGACUGCACAGUAUGUUUAUGGAGCCUUGAUCUUUUGUGCUUACUUGCUGUUUACAAGGCACAUGCAUUUCCAGUCUGGUGUGUGGAUGCAGCUCCCAAUGAUUACUUUUUUGCAAGCGGAGCAGGAGACAGGCAAGCCAUUAUAUGGUCUGUUGCGACAUCCAAGCCUGAAAGGCUUAUAAUCUCAUCUCUAAGCGAUGUGACUGCAGUAAAGUUCCAUCCGAACUCGAACUAUUUAUUUACAGGGUCUUCCGACCACAGAAUAAGGAUGCAUGACAUAAGUACGGCAUCUGUUGUAAGAAUUUUCUGUGGUCACACAGACACGGUGACAUGUAUGGAUGUUUCCCAUUGCGGUAAAUUUCUGGUCAGUGGGAGUAAAGAUAGGACGGUUCUUCUUUGGGACAUUCAAAGCUCGAAGCUCCUAGGAAAGUAUGCAGGCCAUGAAAAUACAGUAUUUUCUGUGUCCUUCUGCUUCUAUGGAAGUGUAAUUGCAUCCUGUGGUGCAGACAAUAGCGUCAGACUUUGGGAUAGAACCGAUCACAAAGGAAGUUGCUUAGGAACAUAUUAUACCAAGAGUACACCGCUUCUAUGUGCCAAGUUUGGAUAUAGAAACAUAAUAUCGUGUGCAGGUCCCUUUAUAAGCUAG